Cyclopterus lumpus (lumpfish) is the source of this 735-nucleotide messenger RNA. It is a transcript of the gene dnaaf19, whose product is annotated as coiled-coil domain containing 103. The record is from RefSeq and is a predicted model, not a curated record. NCBI's taxonomy places the organism in Eukaryota, Metazoa, Chordata, Actinopteri, Perciformes, Cyclopteridae. Gene Ontology annotation, cellular component: outer dynein arm. Gene Ontology annotation, biological process: determination of left/right symmetry; inner dynein arm assembly; epithelial cilium movement involved in extracellular fluid movement. The transcript has 3 exons. The coding region runs from base 108 to 356 and encodes 82 amino acids.
CAGCACUCAGCUGCCAAACCCCAGAAAGAUAGAAGAAGAAACAAGGAGCGGUUUAACCCGGUCCACAUCCGUCUGACGUCACCGCCAACCGAGCCGACCCGGAGGUCAUGGCGAGAUCAGAGCAUGAUGUCAUCGACUUCUCGGUGUUGGAGAACGAGCUGCAGGCGGCGGUCCAGUCUGAGCGGCGCCACCAGAGAGAGAACCAGGCGAAACUGAGAGCCGUCAGCCAGGGAGUCUCCUACAGUCAGUUCAGGGACCUGGUCUUGAGCUGCCACCUGAACCCUCUGGGGAAGAACGAUAAAGACGGAGCUCCUCGGAAACAGCCCUGGAACCCGGUCGCCCCGAGCAACCAGUGAUGAAGUUUAUCUUACUGUGAUUAUAUUAAAACUUAAAUAUAAAGAAACAUAAUCUUUCAGUUUUCAUUAUUAUUCUUUCAUUUAAAGUACAGCUGAAAAAUAAAUAAAUAUGAAUCUGAUCUACAAAAAAAUCUGAAGCUGUUGGUUACAGUAAGGAAUACACUGGAUUAUUAGCAGUGGUGGCUGGCCAAUAGAGGGCCACGGGGCCUGGCCCCACCCACCUUGAGCCAAAAAAGUAUACAAAAAUUAUAUAUAUAUUAAUUAUAUUUAUAAAUUAUACAAGUUGUCAAUAUUUGUGUUUUGGAAAUAUGGAAUAUACCCAGUAAUAUUUGUAAAAUAGGAUAUCUGUGCAAAAUAUAUGGUUUUCCUGCACAUCCUC